Molecule: messenger RNA, 1752 nt
Organism: Trichoplusia ni (cabbage looper)
Lineage: Eukaryota; Metazoa; Arthropoda; Insecta; Lepidoptera; Noctuidae
Exons: 8
Coding region: 520-1728 (402 amino acids)
Biological process (GO): apoptotic DNA fragmentation
Cellular component (GO): nucleus; mitochondrial inner membrane
Molecular function (GO): single-stranded DNA endonuclease activity; RNA endonuclease activity; metal ion binding
Source: RefSeq, a predicted model, not a curated record
UGAUACGUUAUAUUUAACAGUAAAGUAAUUAGUGGACGCACUCGAAAUUUAUUCAAAACUUAUCACUUGUCCUUCGGCAUUUUCGGGUCAAUGCAUAUUCAGCAUAUUGCUAAAUCGCAUUAGAUUCUGACAUUAUUUUAUACAAUAUACAUCCCAUAGCUAUGCACAGGCCUUUUUCCUAUAUUUUAAAUAGGAAAAGUUUGUUUGCAAUGGCCUAUUUUCAGUUAAUGAGGAUUACAGGAUUUCCCUGCACCUAUUUUUUUUCUUAAAACCCAUAUUUUUAUGAAGUUUCCGAAACUUUUUGUAAAAAUUGACGCGGCCAUAUUUUUUCCACUUUUUAUUCCCGCCAUAUUUACAAGCGCAUUCGCUGAUAACGCAAAGCAAAGGCAACCAGCGAUUCUGCCAAGAUUAAUAAAUCCGCUCUGAACCGAGUACCUAACGUGAUUUUAAAUCGAGUUUGUUUAUCAUCGUUUACCGUUAGUGAGGCAAGCCAGCUCAUUCUUCAAUAACAGUGCAACAAUGACAGUCGUAUUCGGCCAUGUACUGGCUUUUUCCUUAAUAUUUAAUUUAAUUUGUUUUAUCAAAAGCGAAUGCGUCCUAAAAAUAAACGAAGAUUUGGCGAAAAUAGGACCAGUUUACAUUCGGGACAAUGAUUACAUGGACCCAAACAACGCCGAUGGCACGAUCACAUUUGACAAGGCUGACACCGUGACAGUUGCUUGCCCCGGGACCAACCGAUGGGUUGUUUUGGGCAAAGAUACUACAAGCUCCGAUGUCCUGGAGGCCGCCUGCGUCACCGGUAACACAUUUCGAGUGGAUGGCAAAGUCCUGCCGUUUGAGGACAUAUCCUGCAAUAGUCAGCCUUACUUCACAGCCGAGGAGACCAGAGAAAAAUGCCAUGGUCAGGGGAUUAAGUAUAGGGUUGGGUAUAAAGUCAGGAACACAUUUUACGAACUGUACGAGGCGUGUUUCGACAAGUACCGUCUACACACUCACUACGUUGAACACCCGCUGACUCCGAUGAGUAGGUUCAUGCAGACUGGGCUGAAACGACCGGCUUUCAUCGAAGGAAACUUGUUCGGUAAAGUAAAAAUGAACCAGCUUUACAAAAUGACUCAUCAGAAAACGCAGUUGGACGCCAUCUUGGGACCCGGGAUGGGAGAAGAAUAUAUUACUCAUAAGCAGUUCCUGACCCGCGGUCACCUCGCAGCGCGCGCAGACUACACAACAAGCGCGGAGACGCGAGGGACCUUCCAUUACGUGAACACGGCGCCGCAGUGGAUGAGAGGGAACGCGGGAGACUGGGCCGCGUUGGAGGAGGCAUUAAGACGACGAGUCCAAUCUCGGGGGUCAGAUGUCCUGGUGGUGACAGGAACGCAUGGAGUCAUGACCCUCCCUGACUCCAAGGGACGCAUGCAGGAAGUGUACCUCAGCGAAGAUGUGAACAAUAAUCUUAUCGUGCCUGUACCCAUGUACUUCUAUAAGCUCGUCUACGAUACAAAGGACAAGACAGCAGCCGCAUUCAUCUCAAUCAACUCAUCUUUUUACAAUGCAACCACAAUCAACAGACUGGCAUUCUGCGAAGACACCUGCGACGGAAACCCACAAUAUUCUUGGUUAAAAUGGCGGUCCAAUGACGGAACAUUCAGUUUUUGCUGUGAUUAUCAUGAUUUUAUACAAGAAAUCGACUAUUUACCUAAAAGGGAAGUUAGAGGAAGAUUUUUUUAAGACUUUACUGGCAAAUGGUGAAGG